AUGGCCAACAGAGCUCAAGGUAAUUUGCCUAGCACCACUGAAGUCAAUCCAAAAGAACAUUGCCAGGCUAUUACUCUGAGUAGUGGGAAGAAGUAUGAAGGGCCAAGCAUAGAGCAGUCAGUUGAAGACAAGGAUCAGGAUCAACAGGCACAUGGCACAGUGGAUCAGAAGCAAAGUGAAGACAAGGUUACUGAAGACCUCCCAACCAAAGCAGCUACACCACAAGUGAGCAUUGACCAUCACAUCAAGAUUCCCUACCCUCAAAGGCUCUGCAAGAACAACUUGGAUAAGCAAUUUUCUAAGUUCCUUGAAGUAUUCAAGAAACUGCAUAUCAACAUCUCAUUUGCGGAGGCCUGGGAGCAAAUGCCAAGUUAUGUUAAAUUCAUGAAGGACAUCCUAUCUAAGAAGAGAAAGAUGGGAGAGUAUGAAACUGUGGCAUUGACAGAAGAGUGUAGCGCCAUUCUGCAAAGGAAGCUUCCUCAGAAACUGAGAGAUCCUAGGAGUUUCACAAUACCCUGCACUAUUGAGAAUUUUGAGAGCAUGAAUACUCUAUGUGAUAUGGGGGCGAGCAUUAAUCUAAUGUCGCAUUCUGUUUUCAGAAGAUUGAAGCUUGGGGAAGCAAGACCCACAACAGUGACUCUUCAGUUGGCAGAUAGAUCAAUAGCACAUCCUCGGGGUAUUAUUAAACAUGUUCUGGUAAAAGUGGACAAGUUCAUCUUCCCGGCAGACUUUAUUGUACUUGAUAUGGAGGAGGAUGCCAACAUCCCAAUCAUUCUUGGACGGCCAUUUUUAGCAAUUGGUAGGGCCUUUAAUAGAUGUGCAAAAAGGCGAGUUGAAGUUGCGAGUGCAAAAAGAAGAGGUAACAUUUAA
Molecule: messenger RNA, 870 nt
Organism: Humulus lupulus (European hop)
Lineage: Eukaryota; Viridiplantae; Streptophyta; Magnoliopsida; Rosales; Cannabaceae
Exons: 1
Coding region: 1-870 (289 amino acids)
Source: RefSeq, a predicted model, not a curated record